AUGCCAGUCGAUCCUACUCAUGCUUUCAUUGCUUCUUUUGCUGCCUUCUUCAUAUCCAAAUAUGUUGUCAAUUCUGGUGGUGCUUCUUUCCGUCUUCCCCUCAGUAUAAACAGUGUCAACUCUAUGACUGGUCUCAGUGACAUGACUCAAGGUAUCCAGCGGUUUGUUGCAUGUGGCAAUUGUAACAAAGUAUACAAAGAGUCCAAUGUUGUUCCAGAGUGCUGUAAUUUCGAUACAAAGUGGAACAGUCUGAAGGAUAGCAAUGGUUUACCAUUUGUGAAUCAUGAGUGCUCCAUAAUGCUUACCAUGAACAUUGAUUGGUUUCAACCUUUCAAUGGGGUCACUUACUCUUGUGGUGCAAUAUAUCUUUGCAUCAACAACCUGCCAAGAUUGGAACGGUACAAGAAGGAGAAUGUUGUUCUCAUUGGUCUUAUGCCAGGGCCCAAGGAAGCAAAGUCAAUGAUGCCUACCAUACAGUGCCCAUCUGGUGCUCUUGUCCGUGCUGCCCUUCUUCUUGUUGUCUACGACAUUUUUGCUGUCUGUAAGACUUGUGGGUUCACCUCUCAUUCAAGCACAUGUGCAUGCAAUAAGUGCAACCAACAGUUCCCUUGCCUUCCAGACUCCAAUGCUGUGAACUACUCUGGGUUUGUGUUUUCUGAGUGGGUGCCUUGCACUGAUGCCGAGUUGUGGAGAAUGGCCAGCAGUGAUGCACAGAGAAAGAGAUUGGAGAAGGAAAAUGAUAGAUUUUCAGGUCUCAUCACAGAUGCACACUUGGCCGAAAUACAGUUGGAUGCUGACAAGCUUGUACUGCCAGAGGACUACACGCCAUUAGGGACAAAGAUCAGGCGUGGCUUCCCAUUCAUGAAGGCCGACAAGUGGAAGUUGUUGUUUAGUGUGCAUGAUAGUGAUUAUAUUUCAUAUGAUGAUAUCCUCAUAAUAUGGGAUAUAUCAAAGUCUUGGUGCUUGGUGUACUCUCCUGUUCUCCUGCGUGGUCGUCUACCUGAAGCUCAUCUUGGUAACUGGACAACGUUUGUUAAUGCAUGCCAGUACCUUUCAAUGCCAAGCAUAUCCAUGGCUCACCUUGAUGAAGCCCAUCAAUAUUUGGAGGCUUUCUGCAGAGAGUGCGAGAAGUUGUAUAAAGCCCUGUUCCUUUUGCCAAACAUGCAUCUCCAUCUUCAUCUUUUCGAAAGAUGCAAUGAUAUCUUAAAAAACUAUGCAAAAAAUAGAAAAGACGGAUUUGAGGGAACCUAUAUGAAGAAGUAUCUUGAAGAAGCAUACCAGAGAGAUCUUAUUCGCCAAACUUUGCCAAUAAUUUGA
This is a messenger RNA of Phycomyces blakesleeanus NRRL 1555(-), 1317 nucleotides long. RefSeq lists its product as hypothetical. The record is from RefSeq and is a predicted model, not a curated record. The transcript is spliced from 8 exons. The coding region runs from base 1 to 1317 and encodes 438 amino acids. NCBI's taxonomy places the organism in Eukaryota, Fungi, Mucoromycota, Mucoromycetes, Mucorales, Phycomycetaceae.